This is a messenger RNA of Polyodon spathula (Mississippi paddlefish), 3235 nucleotides long. RefSeq names its product DDB1- and CUL4-associated factor 6-like. Gene Ontology annotation, biological process: positive regulation of transcription by RNA polymerase II. The record is from RefSeq and is a predicted model, not a curated record. Gene Ontology annotation, cellular component: cytoplasm; Cul4-RING E3 ubiquitin ligase complex. The transcript is spliced from 20 exons. The coding region runs from base 226 to 2808 and encodes 860 amino acids. Gene Ontology annotation, molecular function: protein binding. NCBI's taxonomy places the organism in Eukaryota, Metazoa, Chordata, Actinopteri, Acipenseriformes, Polyodontidae.
UGUAGGGUUUGCUGGGGCUGGAGAAAGGAGAGAAGUAAAUAACAAACACAGUAGCGGAGAAAAGCUGAGAUGUAUGCAAAAGUGGAGACGGACUAAUAAUAAACACGCUGUUAGAUAGGAGGAGACUGGGACUGAAGAGACAAUACUGUAAGGAAAAAAUAAACCGACGCGUGGAUAUUGAAUUCCUUCAAUGUUAUUUUUUAAAGGGAGAGGGAGUUGAGCACUAUGUCCUGCCCCAGUAACCUGCUUUGGGAUGUGAGGAAGCGCUCAAUAGGGCUGGAUAACCCUAAUGCCGUCAGGAUCAACUAUUUAGGAAGAAGUGAAUUUGUCCAAAGACUGAAACUUGAAACAACGCUGUCUGUGCAUGAUGGCUGUGUAAAUACAAUAUGCUGGAAUGGUACGGGAGAAUAUAUUUUAUCAGGAUCUGAUGAUACCAAUUUAGUAAUAACUAACCCCUACAACAGGAAGGUUAAAGCAACCAUCCGAUCAGGGCACAGGGCUAACAUUUUUAGCGCCAAGUUUUUGCCCCACACCAAUGAUCAACAGAUUGUUUCCUGCUCUGGAGAUGGGAUCAUAUUUUACACCAACACAGAGAAGAGCCCAGAGAUCAACAGACAGUGCCAGUUCACCUGCCACUACGGGACAGCCUACGAGAUCAUGACAGUACCGAAUGAUCCCUACACCUUUUUGUCCUGUGGGGAGGAUGGUACAGUUCGGUGGUUUGAUGUCAGAAUGAAAACCAGUUGCACAAAAGAAGAUUGUAAAGAUGAUAUUCUUAUUAACUGUCGCCGUGCUGCUACCUCGAUCUCUAUAUGUCCCUUGGUCCCCUAUUACCUGGCAGUCGGCUGCUCAGAUAGCUCUGUUAGAAUCUAUGAUAGAAGAAUGUUGGGAACGAGAGCUACAGGCAACUACGUGGGCAGAGGCACCACAGGGAUGUGUGUGCGCUUUGUUCCCAAUCACCUCUCCAACAAGUCCUGCAGAGUCACAUCUUUGUGCUACAGUAAUGAUGGGCAGGAGAUCCUCGUUAGUUACUCGUCAGAUUACAUAUACCUGUUUAACCCCCAAGAUGACCAGGCCAAGGAGUUGAAAGGCCCUUCAGACGAGAGGAGGGAAGAGCUGCGACAGCCUCCAGUGAAACGCCUCAGACUGCGGGGGGACUGGUCAGACACUGGGCCGAGGGCACGACCGGAGAGCGAGCGAGAGAGAGACGGAGAGCAGAGUCCCAAUGUUUCCCUAAUGCAGAGGAUGUCAGACAUGCUGUCACGAUGGUUUGAAGAAGCCAGUGAAGUCGCACAGAGCAGCAGGGGCCGAACACAAUCCCACGCCAGGGGUCCUACAGCUCAACCAGAAGGCACAGCUUCCAACCCUGAGCUCGCUGCCCUGGAGCAGGGGUCUGGAGAGGGGUCUGUGGCUGAGCCGCUUCCUCAGCCUACCUCCUCUUCCACCACAAUGACUGCUCCGGCCCCGUCCACCUCCUCAUUGACCGAGAACCCCCCCACCACUUCCCUGCUCUCCUCCCCUGAUGACGAGCAGAAGACACAGGCUUCCACUGCUCCACCACACGAGCCUGCUCAGCCAGAUUCUCCCUCCUCUGUGGUUAACAAACAGCUUGGAUCCAUGUCACUUGAUGAGCAACAGGGUAAUACAGAAAGUGUUAGCCCUCUGAGCAGUGCUGGGGAACCUGUUUUGAGUUUGCACUACAGCACAAAGGGGACGACUACAAGCACUAUUAAACUGGACUUCACCGACGAGUGGAGCAGUACAACUUCCAGCUCGAGAGGUAGUGGAACUCGCAGCAAGCCGGGCGAACAGGAGGUCUCCCAAAAAGCACAAAGAAAAGAGGAACUACCAGAAGAAAGCAUGGAAACUGCUUCUUGUGUGGUGGAGCAGCCUGGGCCCAGCAGUGCAGAACAGGAGUCUAGUGAAGAGUGUCCUAAGCAGGCAGCUACCAUCGAUGAGGAGAGCCCAGCAGCAGAGGCUACCGCAGGGAGCUCUCAACAAGAGGAGAGCGCCCCCACUCUGCAGACUGAUGAACAACAAGGAAGUAGCUCUGACAAUCCCAGUGAGUCCUGUCGAAGAACAGAGCCGGCAGGCGAGAGCAAUCGUGAGGGGGCAGCGACGGCCUCCAGGAACAACCAGGAUUCGGACGACAGCGACGACGACCCCAUUUUAAUACCUUCGUCAAGGUAUCGUGGAGGACAGGGCCAGAGAUUUAAUUUCAGAGGAACAGCGGUAGAUAAUAGAAUGAUAAGGCGGUCUGCUGCAGCCCGGAUCCAAGAGCUCUUCAGAAGGAGAAAGGAACGAAGAGAGAUGGAGGAGAGUGAGACGCAGAACAUACGGAAACCGCCUGUAAAGAUGGUGUACAAAGGCCAUCGCAACUCCAGAACAAUGAUAAAAGAAUCCAGUUUCUGGGGAAACAACUUUGUGAUGAGUGGCUCAGACUGCGGCCACAUCUUUAUCUGGGAUCGACACACGGCUGAGCAUCUGAUGCUGCUGGAGGCUGAUAACCACGUGGUGAACUGCCUGCAGCCUCACCCCUUCGAUCCCAUUCUUGCAUCUUCCGGCAUAGACUAUGAUAUAAAGAUUUGGUCACCACUAGAAGGGGCUACCGCUUUUAACAGAAAUUUGGCUGAAGAGGUUAUCGCUCGAAAUGAACUCAUGCUUGAAGAGACAAGGAACACCAUCACAGUCCCAGCGUCUUUUAUGCUGAGAAUGCUGGCUUCAUUAAAUCAUAUAAGAGCAGACCGUUUGGAAGGCGAUCGCUCUGAAGGUUCUGGCCAAGAGAAUGAGAAUGAGGAUGAAGAGUAAACCAUUGUUUUUCUACAAAGCACUUGAACAUUUAAUGAAAUUUGUACAAGUAAAAUGUAGAAUAUUUUCCUUACACAGAAUUAGUGCAAUUUUUUUUUAGUUUUUUUUUUUUUUUUUUUGAGCAUUACUUUUAUUACUAACAUUUCCUUGUGGAACAACUGCUUUUAAAAAAAACAAAACAAAAAAGUGUGAGAAUGUAAACUGCAGCAAUAAACAAGGAAUUAAACACAAUGGAUGAUGGGUGCUUGAGGUUAUAAAGUGCAAUAUUAUUUUUCAAGUGCAAAUGUUUGAGCUUGGAUCAGUGUAAAGAGUGAGUUUUCAUUAUUGUAGUUAUGAGGGUUAAAAACUCAAACUUUGUAUACCUGCUGUAAUGCAUGUAAGCUAAAAGAAAAAUUAUGCUUUGAAGUAAACCAUUUUGUUGUUAACA